AUGUCAAAUACGCCUCCACCAAGGACGGGCUCACCAGUACCUGGACUAAAUAAACCAACAGCUAAAAGGUCUCCGUCAAUUUUAGUUACAGAUGUAAGAAGUCAUCAAGUUAAAGGCGCUAGAGCUCCAUUUGCAGGUCAAAACUUCAAAAAGCAACAACAAUUACAGCAACAACAACAACAGCAGCAGCAGCAAUCCGGUUAUAGUUUUGAACAACUGCAGCAUCAAAAUGCAUUACAAAAACGAUUGGCAUUUAGAAACAAGUAUACUGAUAUUUCGGUUGAUAAAUUGUUAAGUAAUUCAAGUGAUAUUCCAUCUGGUCAAAGUAGAUUUCCGCCUAAACUUGGAGGUAAAAGAUCGAGGCCAUCAUCACCCACUCCACCGAUUACGUCUCCAGAAUCCAGAAGAAACAUAAGAAGUAUACCGAAACUAUCAACGUCACUACCUACUAGAACAUCAAAAACAUCACAGAAAUUGGUACUCAUUCCCGAUCAAUUGAGACAAAACUCCCCACCUUUAUCAUCAGACUCAGAAGAAUCAUUAUUACUUCAAUCUCAACAACAACAACCUGAUUUACUGGCUCAAAUACUAAGGUCUAGAGCAGAGUUAAUGCCGAAAGAAAAAAGAGCUCAAGAAUUUAGCAGAGUGACUGCAUAUUUCAUAUGUGAAGAAUUCAAUCUACCGGCUGUUGCAAAAUUUCUAAGAAAAAAUCAUGAAGUUAAACCUAGAUUAUACGAUGAAGCAUUAUAUGUACCGUAUGCUUUACCAUUAUUACCAGGAAGUGAUGGGCUACGAGUGAAAUCUAAUAAUUCAUCAAAAUUACAAGCUAAAAACAAACAUAUGGAAAAAAUGAUAAAUAAAUCAGAACAAACCGAUCAUUUAUACGAAUACUAUUCCGGUGUUGAAACUCCGGAAGAUGCUAAUAAUUAUUCAAUGGAUCCAGAGUUAGAAAAUUUUGAUAACGCACCAUUCGAUCCUAGUGAACCUCAAUUUUUUGCACCACCAUUGGAUAGUUCUGAAGAAGGUGAACAGCUGAAUGUAAAAAGUAUACCUGAGACUAAUGGAUCUCAUCAACAAUCAGAUGUUUCAAAACAUCAUGCUGAAAUGUUUGUUUUUGCAUAUGGAAUAGUCGUAUUUUGGAAUUUCUCUGAAAUACAUGAAAAAAACAUAUUGGCGGAUUUAGCAUUUUCUGAUAAAGACUUAUUGAUUAAUCCAAUUGAUGAACAAGACAUAGAGACUGAAGAGUUUCAUUUUGAAUACGAUAGGGAACUUCAUCGGCCUAGAAUAUAUAAUGAUAUGAUCACUUUAAGGAGUGGUGAUCAUUUAAUUAAAUUGACCAUGUCCAUGGCAAUUGCACAACUGACAAAAUUAGGAUUGUUCGAAAGUCGAAUGGUCAAUAUCCUACAUCUGAUUAGUAAAUUACCAAAAAAAUUAGCAUUAACUGGAAGAUUAGGUUUGAAAAGAAAUCAAUUACUUAGGAAAUCAGGAAAAUUGUUUAAGUUAAGAGUUGACGUCAAUUUAUCGAGUUCUAUAUUAGAUACACCUGAUUUCUUCUGGUCAUUCGAACCAGCUUUACACCCAUUAUACAACGCCGUUAGAGAAUAUUUGGAAAUUGAUCAAAGAGUACAAGUCUUAAACGAUAGAUGUAAAGUAUUUUUGGAAUUUUCCGAUAUUGUUUCAGAUAAAUCAAAUGAGAUGCCUCUAGUAUCAAUUUAUGGCCCCGAUCGGCAAAAUUUGUCAUCAAAUGAUCGUAGUAAUGGACAACAAAUGAGAUCAAAUAUUCAAGAUGAUCUAAUGGAAAUCGAUGAAAAUUUAGAAGAGAUAAAUCGUAGAUUUCAUCACAAUGAAGAUAGUAUGGAAGUUGAGGCUCUUCCACAAUAUGAACAAGUAUCAGGAAAUGUUUCAUACCUUAUAAUUGAUACCAAUUUUUUCAUACAAAAUUUACAAUUUAUUGACGAUUUAUACAACAUAGCUGAUCAAUUCAAAUUAAAGUUAGUUGUUCCAAAUGCGGUGAUCGGAGAGCUAGAUGGGUUAAAAAAGAAUGAAAUAAAAGGUGUAUCUGCAAGGAACGCUAUUAAAUGGAUUCAUAAGUCUUUAAGCGAGGACAAAGAUGUAAUGCGAGGGCAAAGAUUGAGUGAGUCAUAUGAUCGAACUUUACAUGGAGAUGAUUCGAUAUUAGAUUGUUCCCUUUGGUAUCAAAACACUUAUGAGAUAUCAUUAGUUGUACUACUUACCAAUGAUAAAAAUUUUGUGACAAAAGCCAGAAUAAAUGGAAUAAAAACAUUUGAGUAUUCUGAUGAUUAUUCUGCUAGUGAAGUUGGAUCGAUAGUCUUGCAAGAAAAUAUUUAUGUUUUUGGAGAAAGAACCGAUGAGUAUAGAGUACAGAGGGGACACCAAUUAAAAAGUCAGCAACCCAAAGUGCAACCACAGAGCACUAAGGAUUCAUUUAGAAAUCUAGAGGAUAAACUACUAAACAUAGAUCAAACUUUGACAAGUACUGAAAGGCUCGAUACAAUAUACAAUGAAAUUGUCACUUGUCUUAGAGAAGGUAUUCAUAAGGCAUUAGUAAAAGAAUAUCAGGAAUCGCUAGAAUUAUUACAAAAUUACAACAAAAUGGGAUUAAUGACAGUUGAUGAAUGUUCAAGAACGAUCAUUAGAUUUUGGCAAGUCUUUGGGUCAUAUUUUAGAAGAAAUGAUUUAUUACCAUUCAGAGAAGAAGGCAAGGGAAGAAACUCGAAGAAAUUUCCGAUCAACUUGAACGAUGGCAGAUCUUAG
Molecule: messenger RNA, 2775 nt
Organism: Lodderomyces pseudojiufengensis
Lineage: Eukaryota; Fungi; Ascomycota; Pichiomycetes; Serinales; Debaryomycetaceae
Exons: 3
Coding region: 1-2775 (924 amino acids)
Source: RefSeq, a predicted model, not a curated record